This is a messenger RNA of Salmo salar (Atlantic salmon), 2441 nucleotides long. RefSeq names its product calcium/calmodulin-dependent protein kinase II inhibitor 2. Gene Ontology annotation, biological process: negative regulation of protein kinase activity. The record is from RefSeq and is a predicted model, not a curated record. Gene Ontology annotation, molecular function: calcium-dependent protein kinase inhibitor activity; protein kinase binding. NCBI's taxonomy places the organism in Eukaryota, Metazoa, Chordata, Actinopteri, Salmoniformes, Salmonidae.
UAAAAUGUUUACCUCACCGUUGCUCCAGUAGCUCUAGCUCUGUGGUCAUGAAUUGAUAGCCUCCAUUUCUGUUACCUCCACAGUACAUAUUAUAUAUUUCGCCUGUUGAUGUCACCCUUAGCCUACUCCUCCAGCAUUCGGAGUCCCCCAGCACACACACACACACACGCAGAUGGAUAACUUCGCCGUUCCUCCUGGGUUUCCUUUAUGAUCCUGGGAUCUCCCACUUUCCUCAUCAGACUUCAUCUAGCAACACAUGCGAACAGACCGCUCCUCUGCUCUCCUUUCUACCAGCGACACAGCAGCCUGCUACCACCCCGCACCACGACACCUCAACCAGGACUCUUCACCUUCAUCCUUCGCAGACUGGCUACGCACGACGAAGUCAUCGAGUGAUUUUCCAAACGGAUUCCCACCGGAAAGCUUGACAAGUGCAAUUACCAAGACAAGGAUUUCUGGGCUAUAUCGACUAUAGCCGCCGAGUUCAAAAGUUUGUUCACCGCUGUUGAUCCGUCCGUCUCAUCCGUGCCAUAAUGUCCGAGGUACUGCCUUACAGCGAGGGGAAAAUGAGCGGCUAUGGGGACACCGAGGCCAGUCAGAUAUCCUUUAGCUGCGGGCUACAGGACACCAAUUCGUUCUUCGGGGCGUCGCAAGCGAAAAGACCCCCAAAGCUGGGACAGAUCGGCAGAGCCAAGAGAGUGGUCAUCGAAGAUGACCGAAUAGACGAUGUCCUAAAGGGGAUGGCAGACAAGUCGUCACCUGGUGUUUAAAGAUGAACGACGCCUUGCAGACUUUUUAUUUUGAUCAACGAUUUAAAGCACUUGUCGGUUGUGCAUGUUCGAGGAUUGUAGGAGAAACGAUGGCACGAAGCGAAGACAAGGGGAAGGAAAUGAAUGGAAAGAAAUAUGUGAAGAUUGGAUGAGAAAGCAGAGGAAGAGCAAGACUCCAGAAAAGACAGAGAUUUAUCAUGGGGUUGCUGGCAAUUCUCCAAACGAAAACCCAUUUUAACUUGUGCUGCGCAGCGUGAUGUUGAGAUGGCGGACCCUGGCUCUGAUGGAUGAACUUGCCAUUACUUCACAACCAUCUUCCAAAAGCGCCGUAAGCAACACAAAACUACAAGUGGUGUCUGAAUCUCAUUUCAAGCUCUAUUUCUAUAGUUGUAUACAAUAGCCUUCCUAAGCUCGAAGACCGUAUUCCCCUUACACGCUUUGCAUUGUUGAUAACAAUCGGCGACAUCGCAUUCAAGGGAGCUGUCCUUUUCAGCACUGGUCGAACGUAGAGAAUGCAUUCCGAUUGCUGCUAAAGCUUUUUAAUACUGACCAAACAAACACUGUCCAGUAACUAGUAGAGACCCAUUGUAUGUAAAAAAAAAAAAAAGAUAAUAAUAUAUAUAUAUAAAUAUACACACACACACACACACACACCAAGGAUGGUGCAAUGUUAAUAUUUCCUUUCGUAGGCCUAUAUUCAUUUUGGCUCCAUCUGUAAAGAAUAAGCUAGUAAUGCAUAGUCCCCAGGUUGAAUUGAAUUAAAAUGAUACAUGGUGUUACAUUACCCCCCAUGGUUAACGAUGCAGGUCGGCACCUUCAUGAAGCCUACCGACACCUAUUCAUAGCUGUUUCACUUUUUACACACUCGAAAUAUCGAAGGAGGCGAGAUCGGCAAAUUAUGUUUGGAAAAAUAGUCAUGAAAUUGAUGGGGAAAUGUUUUAUUUAUUUCGAUUUUGCAAUUAUUCGUGUUUUUUUGUCUACUAUAAUUAAAAAGUCAUACUAUUUUCUCCAUCUAUUUGCAUGAACUUUCGCUCUGGUGCCAACACAGGUGCCACCACUCUUACCCUGGCACGCUUCUUUUUAACAAAAUUCAUAUUUGUAUUUUUAUAUCUAAACAAUUGUUAUUGAGAAAUUAUGUGCUAGUCUACCAUCUUACAAUUCAUCAACACAAAUGUGUGUACUAUAGAGAGGAUAUGCAGAUUGAGACCAUAUAAGUCUAACGGAGAAUCUAAGAUUUGGGUUUUGACUUUUCUCAUUCUAUAUCAUUUUUUAAAGACUAACUGAAUGUGUUUGGGGUUUUGCACACAUCAAUGUUAAACUAUUAUUGAGAAAUUGUAUCCUGUGACUUGAGCUUCGUUGAUGAAUUUGUUAGAAAAUAGCCAUUUUUUUUGGUAUAUUGCACUGUUUACGAGGAUCCUCAAAUAACACGUUGAAUUUGGACAGAUUUUGGACAUUAAAGUUGUUUUUUUAUUUCAUUUAUCUUGUACCAUUCUUCUAAGGAAACUCAAUAUGGUUUGUUGUGCAUGAAACCUUAAUAUUUCCAUUAAUGAAACAUUGUUUUACGAAGCAAAAAAAGCAACAGUGUCAUGACAUUCUAAGAAUGAGUCAUUGUAUAUUACGAUGCCAUUUUCACUGUAUUUGGUGAACAAAUAAAUGGUGAAAGAACAUGUC